Molecule: messenger RNA, 1014 nt
Organism: Bombina bombina (fire-bellied toad)
Lineage: Eukaryota; Metazoa; Chordata; Amphibia; Anura; Bombinatoridae
Product: trace amine-associated receptor 3-like
Exons: 1
Coding region: 1-1014 (337 amino acids)
Biological process (GO): G protein-coupled receptor signaling pathway
Cellular component (GO): membrane
Molecular function (GO): trace-amine receptor activity
Source: RefSeq, a predicted model, not a curated record
AUGGAAGUCACUAAUCCCAUUUGUGCUCAAUUUGAAAAUUCAUCUUCUCGUUGUCCUGCAAACAGGGCUUUUGGUCUCCGCCUAGGAUUGUACAUGUUACUCACUUGUUCCAUCUCUAUUUCAGUUUUUGGGAACCUCUGCAUGAUCAUCUCAAUCAGUCAUUUCCAACAGCUUCAUUCCCCAACUAAUUUCCUAAUUCUUUCCCUGGCGACCACUGACCUUUUUCUUGGCUUAUUUAUAAUGCCUUAUAGCAUGGUCAGGUCAAUAGAGAAAUGCUGGCUUUUUGGUAACUCCUUUUGCAAGAUACAUUAUGCUUUUGAUCUUACCCUGAGUACUAUAUCAAUUUAUCAUCUCUGUUUAAUUGCAAUUGACAGAUUCUAUGCUAUAUGUGACCCACUUCAUUACCCUACUAAAAUCACAAUCCCUGUUAUAAAAAGGCUUCUUAUAUUUUGCUGGUCAAUUCCAGUAAUAUUUUCACUUGGAGUGGUCAUAUCAAACUCCCACAUUUCUGGUGUAAAAGAAUAUGAGAUUUUAGUAACAUGCUUUAGUUUAUGUCCAAUAACAUUUAACAAGUUAUGGGCAAUAAUUAUUUUCUUCAUAUGCUUUUUUGUGCCUGGAUCUAUAAUGGUUGGUAUCUAUAUAAAGAUCUUUCUUGUAUGUCGUAGGCAUAUAAAAAUGCUUAAAAAUAUUACAGGUGACACAAAGCAAAUAUCCAGUCAAAUUUCCAAUAAAAAAGACCGUAAAGCUGCAAAGAAAUUGGGUAUUUUGAUGAGUGUGUUCCUCACUUGUUGGUUACCUAUUUUUACAACAUUAUUAAUAGAUCCUUUCUUAAACUUUUCUACACCAGAAAUAAUGUUUGAAAUUUUCAAUUGGUUUAGUUAUAUCAACUCAACAUUUAACCCAUUACUGUAUGGUUUUCUGUACCCCUGGUUUAGGAAGGCUGUAAAGUAUAUCCUGUUAGGUAACAUUUGUGACCCACACUCUUGCACAAACAGUUUAUUUACCGAUAACUAA